This is a messenger RNA of Cladocopium goreaui, 1674 nucleotides long. Lineage: Eukaryota; Dinophyceae; Suessiales; Symbiodiniaceae. The record is from the annotation of a GenBank genome assembly.
AGCACCAACUUCGAAUAGCGGGAGCUGUUCCAAGACGGAGGUCUCUUUGGCUGGUAGUUCAGAAAGGUGACGCUACGUCGUUCCAAAAAUGAUGACCAUACGUACAUGAACAGCUCUUUGGAAGCUCAACCAACUCCAUCCGUAGCUCUGCGCGUGGUACUGAUGACGGAGCAAACCAAAGCUGACAACUCCUGGUCGUCGUGGGCAUCAUGGACAUGGACCCAGUUAAGUGAUGAAUCUUCGCCAUUUUCCUUCAUUUUGGGCAACAGCGUUGAUAUGGCCGUGCAGUACGGCCUGGAUACCAGUUUCGGCUUCAUCCAGACCGUUUGUGCCAUCAUCGGUGCCGUCAGUGUCACCAGCGCGGCCAAGAAGGCGUUGUAUCCCCAGGCACGGCCCGUGGAGCCUCUCUUCAACCGCUUGCGCUCGGAGGGGGGACCUCGCCUGUGGUCCCAUCAACGCGUGAGGUUCGCCGUAAAUCCUUACAAGAACCUCAAUCACAACAGGAUUGUGAUCCUGCAGGGGGAGACCCAAUCGGGGAAGACCAACCUCCUGCGCCACGCCAUCCCAUGGUACCGUCGCUGGACCAUUUGGCCGCUCUCCAUGGUGUGCUGGCGAGGCAUCUACAUGAACGGUGGUGAGUCCCAACGAAUGGAUACCUUUCAGCAGUUGGCCACUGAAGUGGGAUGCCCAGAGUGGGUCACCUUCCAGAUGUUUGGCACCAGCCACAGGGCCGGCUCUGAGAUCAAACAGUGUGUGUGGGCCUAUCGCCGGCAGCAGUGGCUCUGCCUGAUGCUGGAGAAGCUGCGGGUGCCCUUUCCCUUGCUGCUGCCCAAGCCGGUCUUCAUCAUCGUGGACCAAUUCGAAGAACUUCUGAAGAGACAUCCAGAUCAGGCAAUGGCUUGGGCUGAUGCGAUUUGCCACAAUCAUGGCCGCAACAACUAUGCCCGAAUCCUUUUUGUGGUGAACUCGGAUUACGGCGCUCAGAGUUUGUUGAACCUCGCCACCCACGGCUUGCAGUUUGAACGAAUCCAGAUGCAAAAGCCCACUGAAAGGUGGAGGUUGGCAGCAUUGGAUCGCAAGCUGCUCCAAAAGUGUCAACACAACGUCGGUUUGUACUGGAUGGCCAAGCAAAGGCUGAAGAGUGGCGCGUUGAUGCCCAGCGAAGUGGAACCAUUCGCCCUGCAAUCCAAGCAGCGCUGGGCACGGGACUUCGCCGUGCCCUUCCCCCAGUGGCCGCAUCCCGAGUGGUUUCACUUGGAGCUGGUGGAGGCCAAAAAGGAACUCCUCCAAGGCUUGUUUGCGCUCUUGCAGGUGGAGACCAGGUCUCCUUCGGAGAGCUUCCAACGGAGCAUGGCCAUGCUGGCACUGGUGCGGAGGGAGCUGGAACUGUUGGAUUCCACGCAGCUCUUCGAUACCAGCAUGGCGGAGUGGGCCAGGAUCUUGAGCAACGAAGGGUGUAUGAAGGUCCUGCUGACGCAGCAGGAAGCUCGGGUCGUUGCCAAGCACCUGCGGCGCUUGAUGGGGCAUCCCGUUGGCUUUUUCGGCCGAAGCAAAGCGCAGCUGGUUUGGCUGCCGCAGACAGGCCUCCAAAGUUCGAGGCUGAGAAAAAAGAACGGGCACCGUGGCCUACUUGGAGGUGCUUUGUUUCAAUUGUUUUUUUUUGUGCAUUUUUAA